CCAUAGACAAAGUAGACUGAUGCUAUCAAAUACUUGUCAAGUGCUUAAAAAUUUUUGAGGUUAGAUUUUCCUUUAAAAUAGAAAUUUAAUACAAAAUUAAAAUAAAAAAAUAUUUGUAAAUACAAAAUAGUGAAAAUGGAUUCCUUAUCUACUGGAUCACUAAGUGGAGCACAAAAAGAGGAAUUAAUGGAUCAGGUUAAACAACAAAUUGCGAUCGCAAAUGCACAAGAACUUCUGACGAAAAUGUCUGAGAAAUGUUUUAAAAAGUGCAUAAAUAAACCUGGAACUUCCCUUGAUAAUUCAGAACAGAAAUGCAUAGCUAUGUGCAUGGAUAGGUAUAUGGAUGCUUGGAACCUUGUCUCAAGAACCUACAGCAGUCGUAUUCAACGAGAAAGAAAUAUGUGAAAGAUUUUAAGUGUGCUAAGCUUAUGCUGUGCUGUAAAUAUAGAGAAUGUAGUAACCAGUGCAUUUCUUAUGUGAGUUGCGUCUACCAAUUGUUAUGUGUUAUGUUUAAUAAAAAGUUUUAGGUU
This is a messenger RNA of Maniola jurtina (meadow brown), 530 nucleotides long. RefSeq names its product mitochondrial import inner membrane translocase subunit Tim13-like. Lineage: Eukaryota; Metazoa; Arthropoda; Insecta; Lepidoptera; Nymphalidae. The transcript has a single exon. The record is from RefSeq and is a predicted model, not a curated record. Bases 136 to 405 code for a protein of 89 amino acids.